ACGGCGGCGGUGGCGGCGGCGGUGGUCGGUGCGGGAGGAGGGAGGGGAGCUCGCGGGCCGGAGAGGGGGCGACGACGGUGGCGGUGGCCUGAAGAGGCCCGGGCGGCGGCGGCGGCAGCCGAGGCGGAUCCUUCUCACCUCAGUGUUCCAGGCAGCCACUACCGAUCGAUUGAAGUUAGCCUGUGAGGGAUCGACAGCCAGGCCAGUUUGCUCUGUUCAGGUGACCCAUGAGGAUCUGUGAGGAGCCUGGAGAGGCGUGGCUGGAUCAAGACCUCCCCCGAUGUGAGCAGGUGUCCUCUUCCCUGCAUCACCCAUUGCCACUACGCCAGGGAACAUCCUCAAGCCCUGGCCCUCAGGGUAGAGGUAACAGGAGCCCGGAGCCGAGACCAUGUGACGGCGCUGGCCCUCGCCACCGCCGUCCCCCCCACCCUGGCCCCAGGCCCGGCACCAUGAUGUUCCGAGACCAGGUGGGCAUCCUCGCUGGCUGGUUCAAGGGCUGGAAUGAGUGUGAACAGACAGUGGCCCUGCUGUCACUUCUGAAGCGAGUCACCCGCACCCAGGCUCGCUUCCUGCAGCUCUGCCUGGAGCACUCACUGGCGGACUGCAAUGACAUUCACCUGCUGGAGUCGGAGGCCAACAGUGCUGCCAUCGUCAGCCAGUGGCAGCAGGAGUCCAAAGAGAAGGUGGUGUCCCUCCUGCUGUCCCACCUACCCCUGCUUCAGCCGGGCAACACGGAGGCCAAGUCGGAGUACAUGAGGCUGCUGCAGAAAGUGCUGGCCUACUCGAUCGAGAGCAAUGCCUUCAUCGAGGAGAGCCGCCAGCUGCUUUCCUAUGCCCUCAUCCACCCGGCCACCACACUGGAGGACCGCAAUGCACUGGCCCUCUGGCUCAGCCACUUGGAAGAGCGGCUAGCUAGCGGCUUCCGCACCCGACCUGAGCCCACCUACCACUCUCGCCAGGGCUCGGAUGAGUGGGGUGGCCCUGCAGAGCUGGGCCCUGGGGAUGCAGGGCCAGCCUGGCAGGACAAGCCACCCCGGGAAAAUGGACAUGUGCCCUUCCACCCACCCAGCUCAGUGCCGCCAGCCAUCAACAGUAUUGGGAGCAACACAAAUGCAGGUCUCCCCUGCCAAAUCCACCCCAGCCCGCUGAAGCGCUCCAUGUCGCUCAUCCCCACAAGCCCCCAGGCCCCUGGUGAGUGGCCGAGUCCAGAGGAGCUUGGGGCCCGGGCUGCUUUCACCACGCCCGACCACGCACCCCUGUCACCCCAGAGCAGCGUGGCCUCCUCUGGCAGUGAACAGACGGAGGAGCAGGGCUCCAGCCGGAACACUUUCCAGGAGGACGGCAGUGGCAUGAAAGACGUGCCCUCGUGGCUCAAGAGCCUCCGCUUGCACAAGUACGCAGCCCUCUUCUCACAGAUGAGCUAUGAAGAGAUGAUGACACUGACUGAACAGCACUUGGAGUCUCAGAAUGUCACCAAAGGUGCCCGCCACAAGAUAGCCCUGAGCAUCCAGAAGCUGCGCGAAAGGCAGAGUGUCCUCAAAUCCCUGGAGAAGGAUGUGCUGGAAGGCGGAAAUCUGCGAAAUGCUUUGCAGGAGCUGCAGCAGAUCAUCAUCACCCCCAUCAAGGCCUACAGUGUCCUCCAGGCCACUGUGGCCGCCGCCGCCGCCACCACCUCUACUGCCAAGGAUGGGGGCCGGGGGGAGCCACCACUGCCAGGUCCUGAGCCUCCCCUGGCUCACCCUGGCACAGACAAGGGCAGUGAGACCAAUGACCCUCCAGCUGCAGAGAGCUACCCCCCUCCACCAGCUCCGGCUCCCACUGAUGGCAGUGAGCCAGCCCCGGCUCCCGUCGCUGACGGAGACAUCCCCAGCCAGUUUACACGGGUGAUGGGCAAAGUGUGCACCCAGCUGCUGGUGUCCCGACCAGACGAGGAGAACAUCACCAGUUACCUCCAGCUCAUCGAAAAGUGCCUGUCUCAUGAGGCUUUCACGGAGACACAGAAGAAACGACUGCUGUCCUGGAAACAGCAAGUGCUGAAGCUCCUCCGGACCUUCCCGCGCAAAGCUGCACUAGAGAUGCAAAACUACAGGCAGCAGAAAGGCUGGGCGUUUGGCUCGAACUCACUCCCCAUAGCUGGUUCUGUGGGGAUGGGGGUGGCCCGGCGGACCCAGCGGCAGUUCCCAAUGCCUCCCCGGGCCCUUCCGCCUGGCAGGAUGGGCCUUCUGAGCCCUUCGGGCAUUGGGGGCAUCUCCCCUCGACAUGCCCUCACCAGCCCCAGCCUUGGGGGCCAGGGCCGACAGAACCUGUGGUUCGCCAACCCCGGAGGCAGCAACAGCAUGCCCAGCCAGAGCCGCAGCUCUGUGCAGCGCACCCACUCGCUCCCGGUCCACUCGUCACCCCAGGCCAUUCUCAUGUUCCCUCCAGACUGCCCGGUCCCUGGGCCUGACCUGGAGAUCAAUCCCACUCUGGAGUCUCUGUGUCUGAGCAUGACAGAACACGCCUUGGGUGAUGGGACAGACAAAACCUCCACCAUCUGACGGGACCCACAGCCCAGCGCACCCAUAGGCUCCCCGGGCGGCGGGCGGGGGCCAACCCCCAACGGGCUUCUCCGCGACAGCGAGAGGGUGGGCUGGCUCAGCUAUACAUUCUAAUAUUUUUCUACUCUCUCACCCUUUUAACUUUUGUUUAACAUUGGCACACGCCUUGCUCACUCCCAGGCCCGUCGAGGGAUCUCUGCUAAGGCCCAGGGAGGUAGGGGGCAGCAAGGAUAAAGGGGGCAGGGACUGGCCAGCCUGCCUGCCCCCUCCUUCCCUCCUUCACCCCCAACCUGGCCCUGUCCCACCCCUGCCUCCUCUAGACUGCCGGCCACCUGCCCCUCCCAAGGAAAAAGUCUCCCCCAGACUCACUAACCCACUCUCUUGUGGGGCCUGCUCAGAACCAUCUGACAUUUGGGGAGACAUGAGUGGGGUAGAUAAUCUGCUCUCCUGAAUGUUAUUUGAGAGGAGCUGAGGAGAUAAAGGCGGGUGAGGAGA
Dama dama (fallow deer) is the source of this 3032-nucleotide messenger RNA. It is a transcript of the gene SAMD4B, whose product is annotated as sterile alpha motif domain containing 4B. Gene Ontology annotation, biological process: regulation of mRNA stability; nuclear-transcribed mRNA poly(A) tail shortening; negative regulation of translation. The record is from RefSeq and is a predicted model, not a curated record. Gene Ontology annotation, molecular function: translation repressor activity; protein binding; mRNA binding. Gene Ontology annotation, cellular component: P-body. The transcript has 15 exons. The coding region runs from base 228 to 2537 and encodes 769 amino acids. Lineage: Eukaryota; Metazoa; Chordata; Mammalia; Artiodactyla; Cervidae.